Messenger RNA from Lathyrus oleraceus (garden pea), 1119 nucleotides. RefSeq names its product bidirectional sugar transporter N3. Gene Ontology annotation, cellular component: membrane. Gene Ontology annotation, molecular function: sugar transmembrane transporter activity. The record is from RefSeq and is a predicted model, not a curated record. Gene Ontology annotation, biological process: carbohydrate transport. The transcript is spliced from 6 exons. NCBI's taxonomy places the organism in Eukaryota, Viridiplantae, Streptophyta, Magnoliopsida, Fabales, Fabaceae. Bases 68 to 907 code for a protein of 279 amino acids.
AAGCUAAAACCUAUCUAUAGCUUCCCUUCAAAACAAAAGGAAUAUUGUUCAUACAUAUCCUGAUAUCAUGACUCACACUGACAAUCCCAUGAUCUUUGUGGUUGGAAUUCUAGGUAACAUUGCCUCCUUCUUUUGCUUUAUAGCACCCAUAUCAAUAUUUUAUCGAAUUUGUAAGAAGAAAACAACGGAAGGUUUUCAAUCAUGUCCAUAUGUGGCUGCACUCUUCAGUGCAAUGCUUUGGAUAUUUUAUGCUUACAUCAAAACUGGUGAAAUGCUUAUCAUCACCAUCAAUGCAUUUGGUUGUUUGAUAGAAACAAUUUACCUUGUCAUCUAUAUCACUUACUGCCCAAAACAAGCUAGGAACUUCACGUUGAAGCUGAUUUGCUUGUUAAAUUUGGGGGGAAUUUGCUUGGUUAUUGUUCUAACGCAUCUUCUAGCAAAAGAACGAACAGCUCGAAUCGAACUUCUCGGAUGGAUUUGUGUAGUUCUCUCCACUAGUGUUUUUGCAGCACCUUUAAGUGUUAUUAGAGUGGUUAUUCGUACCAAAAGUGUAGAGUUUAUGCCUUUCACUCUUUCACUUCUCCUCACAAUAAGUGCAAUCACGUGGUUGAUUUAUGGUAUUCUCCUCAAAGACAUCUUUGUUACGCUUCCAAACAUUGUGGGAAUCACAUUUGGAAUGAUUCAGAUGGUUCUGUAUGGAAUAUACAGAAAGAACAAGCCUGUAAACGAUGAAAAGCUACCCGAACACAAAGAUGAGAUGAAUCAGCUGCAGAUAGUAGUGAUCACUCAUGAAAACGUUGAUAAUGUUGAAACAGGAGAGAAUAAGGAAGAGAAGGAAAAGAAAGAGAAACAUGAACAGGCAGGAUCAAAGGAAGGGGUUGAAGAACAACCACAGAAAGAGGGUUGAGAAGUUUAAUGUCUCUAUGCUCCCAUGAGUGUUGCUCAAGUCAUGUAAAAUCGUAAUAUAUGGAGGGUGGAGAUGUCAAUUUAUAUACAUAAACAUAUUGAUAAAUUAUGGCAUGGUUAGUUCUAUAUAUGUAAUUUUUGUUUUGUUUUAUGUCAUUUAUGCAUCGAAAUAUAAAGUUCAUACAAAUUAUAUAUAGAUCGUAUUACAUAGAG